Molecule: messenger RNA, 2375 nt
Organism: Talaromyces stipitatus ATCC 10500
Lineage: Eukaryota; Fungi; Ascomycota; Eurotiomycetes; Eurotiales; Trichocomaceae
Product: 2-nitropropane dioxygenase family oxidoreductase, putative
Exons: 4
Coding region: 351-1352 (333 amino acids)
Molecular function (GO): nitronate monooxygenase activity
Source: RefSeq, a predicted model, not a curated record
AAUCGACCGUUCAAUCAUAUAUAUUCACUGCUAAACAAAGGACGAUAUAUUCAUACAAGUGGGAAUAUCAUAAUAAGGAUACGGAUUGCCUUACCAAUGACCUCGGGAGUGUCCAACUCACAGAAAGUCAACGGUGAUCCACCUCGAACUCUCUCCACAGUAGCUAACUUAAACUUAGCGGGUGAUCCAUAAUCAAGCCUCGGCUUCUUUCCCCGCCAGAGACAACAACUUCUUCGGCAAUAUCUUCUGGGUAUAUAUAUAUCUCGUGAGCUAUUUCUUUGACCGAGUUUCACACCCCUCCUGCCUAUAUACGUGUAGGUACACUCGAGCAAGUGAAGUGAAUCGACGCGAUGCCUUUCAAUACAGCUCUUACCCGGAAACUGGGUAUUGCAGUGCCUGUUGUACAGGGUGGAAUGCAAUGGGUCGGAUAUGCCGAACUCGCAGCUGCGGUCAGUAACGCAGGCGGCUUGGGAAUUUUAACCGCCCUCACUCAACCCACGCCCGAAGAUCUCCGAAAAGAAAUCCGCAAAACCAAAGCCCUAACCAAGAAACCCUUUGGUGUCAACAUAACCCUUCUCCCCGCCCUCGUACCUCCCGACUACGCCGCCUACGCCCGCGUCGUGAUUGAAGAAGGCAUCAAAAUCGUUGAAACAGCCGGCAACAGUCCCGGUCCCGUAAUCGCCCAACUCAAGAAAGCCGGUAUAAUAAUCCUACACAAAUGCACGACUAUCCGUCACGCGAAAGCCGCCGAGAGAAUGGGUGUGGAUUUCCUGUCAAUUGAUGGAUUUGAGUGUGCUGGCCACGUUGGUGAGCACGACAUUACGAAUUUCAUCCUACUGAGUCGCGCACGACAGGAGCUCAAGGUUCCGUUUAUUGCCUCUGGUGGAUUUGCGGAUGGGCAGGGUCUAGCUGCUGCCUUGUCCUUGGGCGCGGAAGGUAUUAAUAUGGGCACGAGGUUUAUGUGUACCGUCGAAGCACCUAUUCACAAUAAUAUCAAGGAAGCUAUCGUCAAGGCUCAGGAAUCUGAUACUGCGCUUGUGCUCCGCCGCUGGAAGAAUACCACGAGACUUUUCAAAAACAAAGUCUCCCUUGAAGCGAUCAAGAUUGAGAAGGAGUCCAAGACCGGAGAGUUUACGGAAGUUGCGCCGUUUGUGAGUGGUCAACGUGGUCGACAGGUUUUUAUUAAUGGUGAUCCGGACUUUGGUGUCUGGACGGCUGGACAAGUCAUUGGUCUUAUUCAUGACAUCCCGACCUGUCAAGUCUUGCUUGCUCGUAUCGAGAAAGAAGCAGUCGAGGCCUUGAACAAGACCCAAUCUUUCUAUACGGGAGAGACUUUGCAGAGCAAACUGUAGAUCAUUGUACUAGAUAAGACUUGCUACGAUUGGGUUUUGUAUUAUGUUGUGCGAGCAUAAAGAUGGAGAUAACCGCAGUCAGACCCUGAUCAAGGCAUCCAAACAAGUUCCAUAUUACCAUCAUCAAGUACAGGAUUUGGAGUUCAGUUCCAUAAAUCGAUUAUAGGUACAGUCAAUAUUAUACUAUGUACUGUAUAUUAUAGAGUUGAGUUGUGAAUCAUCACACAAAAGUAAAGCAUACACAAACAAGUCAAAGAAUGGGAAUCAAUCAUGAUGCUCUCCGUGCUCAUGCCAUGGUAUAUGUAGAAGAAGAAUUUUCGAAAACAACCAAACCGCCACUUCCAGAACCCAUCUAUUUCAUCAAUGUACAAACGCCGAAACUCGAUAUGUUCAAACUUCCUGCUGAAGGAGAGUAGAGUGUAUCCCCAGAUUUGGAGAUGGGAAGAUUAAAAAGGCCGCGCGACACCUCCCUUGCGAUACUCAAAGCCAGGCGUGGAUGUCACAAUUUCUUCACCGUUUCCCAUGGCAGCUCCCAGGAAGCCUGCUCCCCAUAUACCUGCCAACCCCCACAUGCCCAUUCUCCAACCACGAUAUAGACCCUGAAUACCUUGACCGGGUCUCUUCCGUCGUUGACGGCCUUGCGUGCCUACUAUUCUUGAUACGUCCUCGUCUGCAUCUGGUGAUACACCUUCUUCGUAUACGAUGCUCCACAUCGUGCCGAUGAUUCCGCGAUAUGUCUUGGGUACAGGUACGAUUGUCUCAAUCUCGGUGCUCUCAGCGUCGGUUUUAGCCAAGGCUUUUGAAGAUUGUGAGGGUUUGACGGUUGGUUGGACUCGUUGACGCAAAGCCGGUGAUGUGAAGGUAGCAAUUUGAGCUCGGCGCAAGACUGUCUCCAACGGGAACCGCACGGCAAGCUCUAAUCCACUUGAAACAAAACUGAAUAGGCUCCAUGCGGAUGGGUUGAGGACGGGAUCAAUUGAAAAAUAAUUUUUCAAGAAUAACGGCGUGCUCAUAGAGAGUAAA